This is a messenger RNA of Lingula anatina, 2903 nucleotides long. RefSeq names its product glutathione S-transferase C-terminal domain-containing protein. The record is from RefSeq and is a predicted model, not a curated record. Gene Ontology annotation, cellular component: cytoplasm. NCBI's taxonomy places the organism in Eukaryota, Metazoa, Brachiopoda, Lingulata, Lingulida, Lingulidae.
ACAAGUGCGCGAACUUUGGAUGACGUCACUAUUUUUGGCGACAGAUAGUCCAAGGUAUCAAGCGCCAACAAUAGAGCAAAGCAUUCUGUGAGGGAAAGCCGUGAACAAUGUGCAACAGCCAUGGAAUCAUGCACUCAUUAUUCUUUAUCGACUGUUGAAGUGUUUCCACUGUAAAAUGACUCAGAAUUUUUCAAUUUAGGCCACGAGAGAAUUCGUGAUUAUGUGAGAGGAAACUGUUUUUAAAUAUGUCAGCGCCCACGAAACGUACGCGUGAUAAAGUAUUCGAUAUGUUACAAAAUGAAGUAAUCCCUAUCACAGUUCGCUUAUGAGCAAACUUAUUGUUUUAUUCAGGGAAUUGUGAGGUAAAGCCUCAUUACGAGAACUUUGAAGUAAUCAGUUCCUGUACUGAGUAUUUAAGAGCAAGUGGCAACAGGCCGAGAAAUCGUGCAUGUAUCAAUCUUACAAACGGAAGAAAUACAUAAUAUCAACUACCCUUCACACAGACACGCCCAAAUCUGAGCCUGAGGAACGGGUGGGGAAAGCUAACAAGAGAAGCAGGUCUAGCUAGGGUUAUGAGCCAAAUGUUGACAUUACUGGUGCAAGUGUCGAUAUCUGCCCUUGGCUAUGCAUCUUACAGCAAAGACAUUAAUGGUCUUUAGCAAACUGUAAACAUGGCUGAUAGUGUAUAUCUCCAAGUCAGGGAAGAUUUACGUUGUCCUGUGGAAACAGAGAUAGUUCUGUUUGUCACACGAUUCAACCAAAUUGUUGCCAGUGGAUCUGAGUGUACGGAAGGACCACAUGACUGCCUACUGACAAACCUAAUCCAGAUAUACUUAGUUAAGUUCAAGGAUUCCCCCUACUUGGGAAGUCUUCCAAGGCAUGUCCUGUCGGGCAUAGGUGUGAAGAUUCUUGAAGAAAAAGAGAUUCCACUGUCUGUCCAAUGGUGUUUACUUCCCUCGGCAAUAUCACAUGGUAAUCAACUGGUGCACUCAGGACUGUGUGGUGUUCUGAGACAAAUUGUGAAGCUGAUCCACCAGAAAACAAAAUGCCAGAAAGCACUGGAAUUGCUGGGUUUUAAGCAAGGUUGUCUCAAAGCUUGCUCAGAGGUCUCUCAGUGGACAAAAUUUUGUGAAGUUGAAGUUCCCAAGAGUGUUACAAAGGCAGUUAGUGAUAAUGGUGCCAUAUUGCCUGGGGCUUUCCAAAAGCUUGAAGAACAUCUUGGAAAACCCCCUCCAGUUGCAAACAGAGAGAAGAAAAUAAGAGAACUUAGAAGAAAAAGAUUGACCAAAACAGCUUCUAAUCUUACCAAAGGAAACUUCGAGAUUGAAGUGAUAAAGACAUCUUCCAAAGAUAAUUCUAUUUCAGUGCAAAAGUGUGCACAUGACUUAAGUCAUUGUUCUUUACUAUCAAACAGUCGAGAUCCAGGCGGAGAUAAAUACAGUGUGGGUGGGGCAGUUAGUCAGCAUGCAGAGAAUAGUACAACUGAUGACUGUGGCACAGAAGAAAUCAAUGACACAGCUGAGAUAUUGGAGCGUUCAUUCACAGAAGGACCUGAUAUGACACUGACUGACCUGGUUCUUUUCACAAGCAUCAGCUGGUACCUUAAACACACUGGAAACACUUUGUCUUCCCUUGAUUCUUGUUGCCCUCUUGUGGCUAAAUGGUUUAGAAGGAUGCAGGUGGUACCAGGCAUCAUGGACACAGCUGAAUAUCUUGGUCUGAGUAUAGAAAUUUCACAAGGAGGAGAGAUCAGAUUAGAGAAACCUUUGGUACAAAACAAAGAACAGAAUAAUUUAGAACAGCAUGUGAGAGAGGCCAGUAAGAAGCCAAAAGUUAAAACAGAAGAUGUAAAAGCAGUAAUACAAAAAUUACAGGAGGCUGGACUUGAAGCCACCAUGAGUGACCACCCAUGUGGGUCAGAUGUUCACUUGGACUGGGACAGUCUACCAGCAGGAGUCCACCCAAAACAAGGGGAGCUACCUAAAUCAAGAAUUGAGCGCAAAUGUCAACAGUUGGAGAAUCUUGCAAGUGCUGUUGUCAAAAUAGCUAAACCUGGAGACGUUAUUGUGGACUUUUGUUCUGGAGGAGGCCACCUUGGUAUAGCUAUAGCAUAUUUGCUACCAGAAUGUAAGGUAAUACUUGUAGAGAACAAGGAGGAAUCCAUUGCUAGGGGUCUCAAGAGAGUGCAAGAUUUAGGACUUCAAAAUAUUACCAUAUACCAAAGUAACCUGGACUACUUUCAAGGCAGUUUCAAUAUUGGGGUAUGCCUCCACGCAUGUGGAGUGGCCACAGACCUGGUUUUACAGAAGUGUCUUGAUGUAAAUGCCGAUUUUGUCAUAUGUCCCUGCUGUUAUGGAGCCAUAAAAAAUACACACACAAUGUCUUAUCCUAGGAGUGAAGAUUUUAGAAGUUUAGAUAUAUCAUAUGAGGAAUACACCCAGCUGUGUCAUGCUGCAGACCAGACACAGACUAACACUCCCCUGGCUGCACAAGGGAAGCAGUGUAUGGCAUGGAUAGACGGUGACAGGGGUUCUCUGGCCAAGAGUUGUGGAUACAGGGUCACACUUUGCUCUCUCCUGCCACUGGCAUGUACACCAAAGAACAACUUGCUUGUGGGGACCUGCAGAUAGCAUUGAAAACUAUUAACUGUCUCUUGGCCACACUUGGUAUCUUGGAUGGUAUUUGUCUUAGCCAAAUUGAAUGAUAAAUUUGACAAAAUAAAAAACUAAAAUGUAUUUUAGCAUUUGGCUAUCAUUGACUGUAUUAGAGCAGACUCAGAACCUGAACCGAAUCGGAAUCAGAGUUUAUUGUGUCAUAUUUCCACUGCUUUGCUGUGGCAUCCUCACCACAUCCUAUGAUGCAUCAAAAUGGAGACCUUUGUUACAUGUAUGCAAAAAAAAAAA